AUGAGUGUCAUAGUGCAUCCUCUUGCACUAUUGACAAUAAUCGACGAGUUCCAGAGACGAGGUCGCAACAACGAUUCCAUAAUAUUCGGUGGGUUACUUGGUAAACAUGAUGAAUCCACCAACCAAAUAUCUGUUGUUAACAGCUUUGUGAUACCAUUGAUCGAUAAUCAGUUUUUGAAUAAAGAGUACUUGCAGGACAUGCUACUCAAAUUUUCUAUCAUUAAUUCCAACUUUCGAUUCGUAGGUUACUAUCACGUUCAAUCUUUAAACGGUACCGAAACUCAACAGUAUGACUUGAACGCUAUUAACCUAGUAUGCCAAGAUGAUAAUAGGCCUUCGUCCUUUGUCCAUUGGAUAGUAACAGAUCCAAAAGAGUUCAAAUCAUUCUCGAUGUAUUACUUGGAUGAUUCAAUGGUUCAACUCGUCAAUUCCAAUAUUCAACAUUACAUUUCUAAACCAUUGCCCUAUGAAUUUAAAAACCUUCUGUCUGAGAAAAUUGCUAUCGACACAAUCCUCAAGCAAUCCAGGCUAGAAAAAGACUUAUCCACCAAAAACUCACUGAAGAAAUUAAACAAUAGUUAUAUCGACAUUCAUUCCUCACUGAACGUUCUCUAUAAAUCAGUCAAUAGGCUUAUUCGUUACCUCAAAAAAUGCUCAAAAUCAGAAGUUUCAAUUGACUAUGACACAGUUCAGGAAAUGAAUACUGUAAUACUGAAAAUUGAAAGGCUUAAAUUGAUACCCCAAGUCAAGGAGGAGUUUGACUUAGUGACUCUUUCACUACUGGUAGACAAUCUUGAUCAGAUGGAUCAUCUUUUGUAUCUCCGGAAACAAGUGGAACAGUACAAAAUAUCUGAAUCAAUGUAUAGUUAG
This is a messenger RNA of Komagataella phaffii GS115, 870 nucleotides long. RefSeq lists its product as hypothetical. Gene Ontology annotation, molecular function: protein binding; metallopeptidase activity. The transcript has a single exon. NCBI's taxonomy places the organism in Eukaryota, Fungi, Ascomycota, Pichiomycetes, Pichiales, Pichiaceae. The record is from RefSeq and is a predicted model, not a curated record. Bases 1 to 870 code for a protein of 289 amino acids.